This is a messenger RNA of Penicillium lagena, 2130 nucleotides long. RefSeq names its product Kelch motif domain protein. The coding region runs from base 1 to 2130 and encodes 709 amino acids. The record is from RefSeq and is a predicted model, not a curated record. Lineage: Eukaryota; Fungi; Ascomycota; Eurotiomycetes; Eurotiales; Aspergillaceae. The transcript is spliced from 3 exons. Gene Ontology annotation, molecular function: protein binding.
AUGCUCUCUGGCUGGAGCCCCUCGAUAGUUUCUCGGAUGGAACAAGACGCAUACCUAAUGCCAGCCAGCCCGGCUGGUGGUCGCCGGGCCAGCGCGGACUAUCGCCCGAGCAUCAGGAAGGCCCAGGGUCAUGUUCCCGCAUGCCUGGUGAAUGCCUCGGUAACAUACUGCAGCAAUGAUCAGAUCUAUGCCUUUGGAGGGUUCGACCAGUACACCGAUGAAGUCUACAACCACGUUCUCAAAUUGGACUUGAACGCUCUGCGAUGGGAACUGGUCGACAACUAUGGCGACAUUCCAGGAGUGCGAAUGGGUCAUACGGCCACGCUGUACCAAGGUGACAAACUAAUCGUGUUCGGAGGAGAAAAUGAGCAUCGCGAAUACCUCUCCGACGUGGUCAUCCUCGACCUCAACACAUCCACUUGGACCCAACCCGAAAUUCGUGGAUCCAUCCCCCGGGGACGGGCACGCCAUGCAGCAGUGAUCCACGAUGAUAAGCUGUUUAUCGUGGGCGGAGUGACUGGCGAAAAUAAUGUCAUCCUGGACGACCUGACUUAUCUAGAUCUGACAACUUGGACCUGGUCUCGGACAUGGAGUUUCACCGCUCGAUUCGACCACACGGCGUGGGUUUGGGGCAACCGCCUCUGGAUCUUUGGCGGAUUGGGGCCGAACAUGGAGCGGACAACCGAUAUCUACUGGCUCGACCUCAAAGGAUCACCGUCUCUGUCUGGAAUCAACAGUUCCCAAGGUACCGUGGACUCCUUCGACGCAGCAAACAACGUUACUCAUAGCCCAGGCUCCAUUUCUAGUCCAUCGCAGUCAUUGACCGGCCGCGCGGGAAGCUAUGCCGCCAAUUCUGGCAGCGUUCAAGUGCGCAGUCUUGGUCGGCGCAAGCCCCUUGCUCCCGGGUCCAUCUCUUGUCUUCGAUUCCAGUCUGGGCCUCAUGUACCUGCCCUGUUCUCAGGUACCCACUUCCAGUCCUAUGCAUCCGGGGUUCUGCUCGAUUUGAUCACACCGUCGGAAACCGUCAGGUCGCAUGACUGCAAUUUGUCGGCCUUAGAACUGAAUUCCCUGCGGUGGCAGAGGCUGGCCGAUGGACAGGAGAUUUUCCGGCCCGGUUACCGGUGGCACUAUUGUGCCGUCAAUGAGAGUGGGACCAAAGCGUGGCUGCUGGGAUGCAGUCUUGACAUUGGGAAUGCGCCCGGGGGCGGUGAUGAUAAUCACAUGAGCGAGGUACUCUCCAUUGACUUGGAGAAGUAUGGGCUGCUAGGCAACGACUUGUCGGCAGAAGCGCCCGAACAGGAUGCGUCUUGGCAAUCCGAUCCCUCUGGACCCUCAUCCAUAUCUGGGCUGGGAGCUGACCUCUCUGCUGUCUUCGACCAACCUCCCGAGGCAGGAAGCGGCAGUGAUUUUGUCAUCACUGCGGUCCGCGAUGAUCAUGACGGUUCCUGUUCGGACGAUAUCCCCGAUACCCCGUCCCCUUCCCCAUCUCGUGCCAAGCCGACCUUUGUCGAGCCUGGUCCCUCCACAUCUGCCCCCAUCCAUGUCCACAAGAUCAUCCUGCAGCUACGGUGGCCUCACUUCAAACGGCUGUAUUCCGCGCAGAUGGCGGAGUAUCACACGAAGCGGAUGCACAUCCCGGAGCCUUACUCGGUUGUGCGCGCCUUCUUGUACUACCUCUACACAGACAGCAUUGCCGGACACCCGGAGUACUGCUCCGACGUCGUCGACGUGGCUGGGAUGCUGGUCAUGGCCAACCUCUACGACAUGCCGAAACUCCGCUUGCUGUGUGUUAACCGACUGAGUCGCGAGAUCGACGUUGAUAAUGCCGCGAUUGUCUGGGAGCGCGCAGGACGGACAAAUGAGCAGUGGCUGAUGCGACGAGCCGCACAGUUCUGUCUGACCCACUGGGGUCGCGUGGUGCGGACAGACGGCUUCAAGUCCCUGAGCCACCAAAGCCUGAUCCAGCUGUGCGAGGUAGUGGACACGGAGGGCCGUAUCAUUGCGGGCCCAGAACUGGAGAUGGAGGAGGGUCUGGGUGACCGAGAUGUGAAACGCUCGCAGUUACGUCUGGGGUCUGCGACGGAUGACCUGGACGAGUUGGACGACGAAGAAGGAAUGGAACUCUCAUGA